CGCUCAUACUGCUAUUGCUCACUGGUAGUCAACCCCGCUCGCACUGCCAGAUUAUUGUCACGGGGGUUCGGAUUAGGCUGGCAGUCCAAUGGCAUCUACAACGGUCAAUGUUGUCCGGUACUCCGCACUUGUGGCGGGCGUGUUGUAUGGGAUUGUACACCGCCGAACACUUCAAAAGGCACACGAUGAGGAAAAACUGCAUCACGCUAUCCAUGAGCGCGAACAGCUAAUAGCGCAAGCGAGAGAGGCGUGGAAGAAGAAGCAGGAGGGCCCAAAGGGUAGUGUUGUCACGGAUCCAGAGGACCCUAGAUUUGACCUCGAGAAGUUGUUUGCUAAGUGGGAAACCGAGUUAUCAUAACGUUCGAGGCAUACCCCAUUCCCUAUUGAAUCCUGUCGCAUUAGAACGCGUUGCCUUGUGCAUGUACAGGCGUGGGUAGUGCAGCAUUGUACGCUGGUCCAACCUCCUCAUGUCGUCCGCGCUUCUCCAUUGUGCUAGGUAGUGGAACAAUAGCUGCAGCGGUGGCCUUGAUCUCAUUGGACUACAUACUGCCACCUGAAUGCGUGA
Molecule: messenger RNA, 565 nt
Organism: Laetiporus sulphureus 93-53
Lineage: Eukaryota; Fungi; Basidiomycota; Agaricomycetes; Polyporales; Laetiporaceae
Exons: 4
Coding region: 89-358 (89 amino acids)
Biological process (GO): proton motive force-driven ATP synthesis
Molecular function (GO): proton transmembrane transporter activity
Source: RefSeq, a predicted model, not a curated record